Messenger RNA from Mya arenaria, 5113 nucleotides. Its product is annotated as probable E3 ubiquitin-protein ligase HERC4. The transcript has 29 exons. NCBI's taxonomy places the organism in Eukaryota, Metazoa, Mollusca, Bivalvia, Myida, Myidae. The coding region runs from base 108 to 3296 and encodes 1062 amino acids. The record is from RefSeq and is a predicted model, not a curated record. Gene Ontology annotation, molecular function: ubiquitin-protein transferase activity.
UAUGUAUUGAUAGAAUCUGACCUCAUCCAAGUAAGUUCUGGAAAGUUUCAUAAUUUUACGCAAGUCUCAAGUUGUUGUCAUUCAUGUUCUGGAAAUAGCAGCACACGAUGACAAGCAGAAUAUUUUGCUGGGGUGGUAACCAGAAUGGUCAACUUGGCAUAGGCAACUUGGAAGAGGACAAGGUGACUGAGCCAAAGGUGAUAAAAGAUGCACUGACAGAUGUUUCGGUGAGUCAGAUAGCAUGUGGAGACAAACACACCCUUUUUGUUUUGUCAAAUGGAGACAUCUACUCCUGCGGCAACAACGACUAUGGCAAAUUGGGCCACACCAAGAGGACAUCAAGACCAGAGAAAAUAGAUGCUUUGGAGUCCCAGACAGUGGUGCAGGCGCGGGCAGGGAUGUCACACAGUCUGUGUCUCACGACUGCGGGUGAGGUGUUUUCGUGGGGAGAUAACUCAUAUGGUCAGCUGGGACGGAGUGCGCCAGACAAUGAACUAUACAGGACACCCAAAUUGAUCAAGUUUCCCCAUACUGUUGUACAAAUCAGCUGUGGCAGGAAUCACAACCUGCUUCUUACAGACGAUGGUCACCUUUUUUCCUGGGGCAACAAUGACUGUGGGCAGCUCGGUCUUGGAAACACGUCCAACCAGAGCCAGCCGACCCAGAUUAACAGUCUACCGGGCGUUCCAAUUGGUCAGCUUGCUUGCGGUGGUUCACAUAGCUUUGUACUCACCAAGUCAGGGACGGUGUUUUCCUGGGGAAGGAACAGCUAUGGACAAUUAGGAACAAGUGACAAUAAAGAUCAAAAGUUUCCAGUAUUAUGCAAGUCGCUGCGCACCCAGCAAAUUAUGUACAUCACAUGUGGGGAAGAUCACACAGCGGCGCUUACGAGGCAGGGCGGACUGUUUAUGUUUGGUGCGGGGACGUAUGGACAGCUUGGGCACGGCAACAAGACCCAUGAAGUCCUGCCCCGUAAAGUCCUAGAACUGAUGGGCUCACAGGUCACACAGGUCGCUUGUGGGAGGCGUCACACAGUAGCGUAUGUUCAGUCCAGUGGAAGACUGUAUGUGUUUGGCUCAGGGACAAAUGGCCAGCUGGGAUCCAAGGACAGUGGAGUGCAACCCCUCCCAGUGCAAGUGAGCGGGCCUUUUGUCCCAUACAACAGGCAGGACUCAUCCACUAAGAUGGAUACUGCUAGCAAUAGUCCUUCCACUGAGAUUAUUGGCCCAACGUUUGUGAUACACAUGGUGGCUGCUGGCGGAGACCAAACAUUUCUGUUUACUAUCUCACCAGAUAAACGCCAGGUCCCAGUAGACUACAGAAUGCUAGAUGAUCGGUUUCAGGUGAAAUGUCUGACAGAAAGCAUGGCAAAGAGGAUUGGUGGACUCAAACCCACCGACAAGCCCCCAAUUGAAUUUGAGGAAGAUGUUUUGAAAAUAUUUGCAUCAAUGGCAUGCUGGAAUUCAUCUUUUCUUGAUGAGGAGGGCCAUUUUGGCAGCAGUAAAACCAACCAUGGUGUUGACAUGCCAAUGGUCAGAAAAUGCUUUGAGGAUCUGGGCAACACAACUCACUCUGGGUUCGUUCAAAAAAUCCUACACAGUCUUAAGAGUGGUUUAAUUCCAAGCCUUCCCCGAGCGCCCCCAGAUGUUGAGGCCCUGCGUGUCUACCUCCAGCUUCCCUUCUUCCACCUGUUUGAGCAGCCCAAAUAUUUCAGAGAACUCAUCAGCCCACUUGGCGCAGCCAUUCUUGAACUGGAUAAAGUACCUGCUUCUGUGAUAGAUAUGUGGUGGGGCAAUCUUUCUCCACCGUUUUUUCAACAUACCAUAUCUGUGUUCAAAGAGGCAGUGAUUCAUAUUUUACAACUCCCCAACCCCCAGGGGAACCAAUCAGAGAUGGAGGCACGGUUCAAGGCAAUGUAUUUGUCCCUGGAAGUUCUGAAGAAACUUAAUACUGUCAACGAGAAUAACAACCAGAUUGUGCCGUACAAAAAAUUCUAUGUGCCGAUCAUCUCUGAGAAAGUCAGUCUGAAGGAGGACUAUGUCCAGUGGUUCACAGAGCAGAUUCAACCUCAGGGGGGCCCAAAGAAGCUGCUGUUCUGCAACUACCCAUUCACAUUUGAUGCCUCGGCCAAAAGUUUGCUGUUGGAGACUGAUGGUCUAAUACAAAAACAGACUGCAGUCCAGGAAGUUCAGCGUCGAAACUUUAGCGCCCUCUUUCUGCCGAUUGACCCGGCAAACCCGUUCCUCGUGUUUGUAGUCUCACGUGAGGACAUUGUGAAAGAAACUAUCCACCAACUCAUGAAUAGGGGCAGUGCCGACCUCAAGAAACCAUUGAAGGUUGUCUUCAAAGGUGAAGAAAGCACAAUUGAUGCCGGAGGUGUCAGAAAGGAGUUCUUCCUGCUUUUGCUGCGCGAGUUACUGGACCCAAAGUAUGGGAUGUUCAAGGUUUUCGAGGAGUCAUGUAUGCAGUGGUUUGCCCCCUAUGCGUUUGAGGAGCACCAGAUGUACAUGUUGAUAGGCGUGCUGUGUGGCCUCGCCAUCUAUAACUCUGUGAUAAUCCAGCUCAGCUUCCCACUAGCACUCUAUAAGAAACUCCUUAACAGGCAUCCUAAUUUAGAAGACAUACAUGAGCUUAUGCCAACUGUAGGAAAGGGUAUGGAAACAUUGUUAAAUCAUGAGGACGAUGAUAUAGAGGAAAUAUUUUGCCUGACAUUCGAGGUAUCUCAGGAAUAUUUUGGUGAAGUUAAAACUGUCGAGUUAAUACCUGGUGGAAAAGACAUGCAUGUCACCAAAGAAAAUAGGAAGGAGUAUGUGGAGAAGUAUGUCGGUUACUUGUUUAACGAGUCGGUGAAGCAACAGUUUGACUCUUUCUCCACUGGCUUCCAUAAAGUGUGUGGGGGACAGGUCCUGGACCUGUUUCACCCCCAGGAGUUGCGGGCCAUGGUUGUUGGAAAUGAAAACUAUGACUUCCAUGAAUUGGAAAAGAACACUGAGUACAAGGAGGAGUUCCACCGCUACCACCCGACCAUACAGUAUUUUUGGGACGUCUUCCAUGACCUCUCUAUCGAUGACAAGAAAAGAUUCCUAUUGUAUCUGACAGGCUGUGAUAAAGUGCCCAUCCAGGGAAUGAAAUAUGUUAAGCUGAUCAUCCAACCUAUGAAGGUUCCGGAGACCUAUCUCCCAGUGGCCCACACAUGUUUCAACCUGCUGGAUCUCCCUCUGUAUUCAUCCAAGGAGAACCUCAGGACGAAAUUGCAUCAGGCCAUCGAACAGACCCAGGGGUUCGGACUUGUAUAGGGUUCUUGGAAUGUGGCUGGCGAUGGAUGUGAUCAAAUUUGUAGUGUCCAUUAUGAAGUAUUUUCUGUGAUUUUAAAAAAGAGCAAUACAUAAUCAUGACAACAGUAUUGUAAAUUAUUGUUAAAAAAAGGGAAUGUCAAUAAACAAAAUGAAUAAUGUCAGAAAAUCUGCUUUUGAAUUCCAGAAUUUCAAGUUUCUUUAUGAGUUCAAUAAAGGUUAUCUUUUAUUAAUGUGAAGGGAAGUUUUUAUAUCAGUUCAGAUUGAUCAUUUUGUGGGGAAAGUAGCAUAAGACAUAAUAUCAAAAAAAGUUCUCAAGCUGGCUGUGCAUAAAGCUUUAAUGUUGAAAAAUUACUGUAACACAUGUUUGUAAAAACUACUAACAAAAGAGACCGAGGUGUUUGGAAAGAUUAUGGCAGUUUUCUGUUAUCACGAAAAUGUGAUGUAAGUCAUAUGUGCAUGUUACUGUACAUCUGCAAACAAAGUUUGGAAAGGAGUUUUUGUGAAGACAUCAAACAGUGGUAGGUCCCAUAGUCAUUUACAAAAAGUUUGUGGAACAAACUUCUGGAACGUUACCAAGGUCUUCUGGUCUGAAAAACUGCAAAGGAAGUGAUGCUUUAUUCCAUUUUGUUUGCUCAACUUUGUGUAGAACACCUUGCAUUUGUUUAUGAUGACCUUGUUUUUUUAUGUAUAACUGUUAUCAUGUGUAAAUAAAGUAACCCUGUAUUAAUUGCAAUAAUGUUUUAUUUAUGCGCAACUAUAUGCAUUCAUGUAUACAUUGUGGGCUUGGUGCAAAACAGUUGAAACCCAUUCUAGGAAUAGGUGCAACAACAGUCUAGUGGUAAGCCCUCAACAUGUACUAUCAGGUACUGUUGAAAAUAUACUGUAAUAGUGGUAUAUUUGUAUAUAUGAUAUGUGUGUAUAAUGCAAUAACAGACUACUGGUGCAUGAACAAUGUAUGUUCCAUAUGCUAUGCACAUGGAAUGUUGGGUUCUGAAGUACUCCCUCUAUCUGCCUUUCUUCGACUGCUGCCAUACAAAUACUUGCAUAAUUCUUUAUGAGUUAUCAAAUCAUGGUUUCAUUGUUUGUGUGUUGUGUUGUCGUUUGAUAAUUUAUUGUUAAUUAUCACUUAUUGCUGAAUGAUACAGCUCAAGAAAUCAUGGCUCUAGUACAAGCACACAAUAACUUAAUAUUGAAGGCUUAGUGCAAACUUAUCAAAAUCCUUCUAUUUUUAUAUGCAGACAGACUUAUCUUUCUCUGAGCCAUCAAUAUAAAUCUUAUAGAAUACAACCUACAUUUUCAGCCAAUGAAAUGAUGGAUAGCAAUUAUUAAGUUGUAGACCUAAUCAUUAAGAUUGUAAAAAACUUUUGCACAUGCGUAAAGGUCCACCUACUGUCCCUUUUUCAUCGGAUACUGACUCCCUGCAGCAGAUUUUGCGUUGACAAUGUAUCAGUCAAUAAGGUUGUAUUCUAAGUCGGUUGUAUGACCUGAAGUAAUAUCUUUAUUAUUAAGAAGGGCUCGUUUGCUGCGUUCCGCCAAUUCUUAAUCAUCAAGAAUUUAUUUCAUGUAAUCUAACAUAGGUGCAACUAUUGAGGUCUUGCAUUAAGGUGACAAAGUAGAAACAUUUUAUAAGAAAUGAAACUUUGAACUUCAAGUUGGCAAACACACACACACUCACUGUUGCUCUAUUUGCAAAUGUUGUUAAGUUUUAUUUUUGUUUUAGCUUAGUUUUAUUUCCAGUCAAGAAAAAACUUUCUGUACAGUUAACAUGCUUGUGAAUUUUUAUGUUUUGUUUGUAUGAAAAUAAAUAUUUUUAAUGA